AUGUCCUUUCCGCCUCCUCCAGGUCUCAAACAGACUCCCUCGUCACUUCCACCCCGCCCACCCCCAUCUUCCAACACCGCGCAGCCUCCUGCUGCCAACACUGCGGGGCAUGGAGGUAGAUCCCGGCCAACGGGCUACAGCGCCUUCACAGCCUUCCAGCCGCGCACGGUAGCUUCCAGUCAAGCGCAUCGCGCCAACACUCACUCAGCCUCGAUUCCGCCCGUCUCCGCUACUGGAUACGUGACCCCCGCUACCGGCUACGGAGCUCCCUAUCAACAAGCUCCAGCAUAUCAGAGUGGGUCUUCCUACUAUGGACAACCUCAGUACCCUGAACACACGUACGGCCAGGCCGUCCCACACAUUGUGAACCCAUUCGGAACAACCCCCAACCAGAACAACUCCGCAUAUCCAGGCAAUAGCAAUGACCCCAGCAUGGAUGCAGAGACUGCGGCUCAGAUUGCGCAAUGGCAGAGUGCCUACGUUAAGCCAAUCGAAGACUCAACCAACAAGCGCCAAGCUAACUACCCGGGUUCGGGCAUGAAUUCUGGAGCUGGAACCCCAACCAUCGGCGCUAGCGCUUCUAUCCCGAAGCCCGAGUCACAGAAAACAGUCGUGCGUUCUGGCGGUGGUGAAACAUGGCAAGAUCCAACUCUCUUGGAGUGGGACCCAGCACACUUCCGCCUCUUUGUGGGUAACCUUGCAGGCGAAGUGACGGAUGAAUCUUUGUUGAAGGCAUUUUCUCGCUAUACAUCAGUCCAGAAAGCCCGCGUGAUUCGGGAAAAGCGAACGCAGAAGAGUAAAGGGUUUGGCUUUGUCAGCUUCAGUGGCAGUGAUGACUACUUCAAGGCGGGACGAGAAAUGCAAGGCAAGUACAUUGGCUCACACCCAGUGUUGCUGCGCCGAGCGACGACCGAAGUUCGUCCAACCUCGACCAAGCAUGGGAAGAAACAGAACAAAGGCAAAGCUACUACCGGUGGAAAAGUGAAGCAAGAUGGUGUCAAGAAGCCAGCGAAGACCAAGGGAGGAUUGAAGAUUCUGGGCUAA
Molecule: messenger RNA, 1044 nt
Organism: Penicillium paradoxum
Lineage: Eukaryota; Fungi; Ascomycota; Eurotiomycetes; Eurotiales; Aspergillaceae
Product: RNP domain protein
Exons: 2
Coding region: 1-1044 (347 amino acids)
Molecular function (GO): mRNA binding
Source: RefSeq, a predicted model, not a curated record